Molecule: messenger RNA, 576 nt
Organism: Staurois parvus
Lineage: Eukaryota; Metazoa; Chordata; Amphibia; Anura; Ranidae
Source: the annotation of a GenBank genome assembly
CUCCCCUUCAUCCUCCAGGUGUCCCGGCUCCUCCCCUUCAGUCUUGCACAGGUGUACCGCCUCCUCCCCUCCAGUCUUGCACAGGUGUACCAGCUCCUCCCCUCCAAUCUUACACAGGUGUACUGGCUCCUCCCCUUCAGUCUUGCCCAGGUGUACCGGCUCCUCCCCUUCAGUCUUGCACAGGUGUACAGCUCCUCCCUUUCAGUCUUGCACAGGUGUACCGGCUCCUCCCCUUCAGUCUUGCACAGGUGUACCAGCUCCUCCCCUUCAGUCUUGCACAGGUGUACCGGCUCCUCCCCUUCAGUCUUGCACAGGUGUACCAGCUCCUCCCCUUCAGUCUUGCACAGGUGUACCGGCUCCUCCCUUUCAGUCUUGCACAGGUGUAGUGUACAGCUCCUCCCCUUCACUCUUGCACAGGUGUACAGCUCCUCCCCUUCAGUCUUGCACAGGUGUACAGCUCCUCCCCUUCAGUCUUGCACAGGUGUACAGCUCCUCCCCUUCAGUCUUGCACAGGUGUACAGCUCCUCCCCUUCAGUCUUGCACAGGUGUACAGCUCCUCCCCUUCAGUCUUGCACA